Molecule: messenger RNA, 1290 nt
Organism: Saitoella complicata NRRL Y-17804
Lineage: Eukaryota; Fungi; Ascomycota; Saitoellomycetes; Saitoellales; Saitoellaceae
Exons: 1
Coding region: 91-1290 (399 amino acids)
Molecular function (GO): protein binding
Source: RefSeq, a predicted model, not a curated record
UGAAUUACUCACGACAGCAACCAGUUCAACAACCCUUCUACAAAGCUUCAGUUAUAUCCAACCUUGUAUUAGCACAAUAUACAUCUAGACAUGCUUUCUCGCAUCCAGCGACACUUCAGCACAACCUCCAAUGCCGGCAAGUCCGUAUUCUCCGCGCUACAAUCCUUCGUCGCCUCCCUCGACCCCGUUCUUCCAGAGCCUCUCCCAGCAAAGGAAGAGCAGCAAGUACGGCACCUCGCCAAAAGCGCUUUCCUGUGCGCUCUGGAGACCGUUGGAGAGGCGCCUAAGCAGGCUACGCAUGAUCACUUCUCCUCUGUUUUCCAGAAGAGCAUAUUCGGCGGUGCAGAGUCGGCUGAAAGGGUAGCCAAGGAGAAGAAGGCUGUAUAUGAAGAUAACGUUCGAAGGAUCUUGGCCGGAGAUGCUGUGAAAGAGACGCAGCGCGUGUUGAAGGAAGGGACGUUUUCCAUGAAGUUGUUGCCGACUAUUAUGGGACAUGAGAAACUACGUGAAAAAGUCCAACUUAAGGAAAUUCUGCAGUCUAUGAGGCAGCGUGGAUUCUUGCCUGAAGACACAGCGUCUGAUGCGGUGUUGGUGUUGAACAAAAUCUUUCAGCUACAAUCCGGAGUUCCGAAGUACGCUGCAUCAUCUAUUCGGCGUCAUGCGUUACAGUGGAUGAGUGAAGGUUCAGCGCCUGGCUUGGCCGUUUUGGUACGCUGUGCGUGCAGGAAGAACGGAGUGUCUGUUGGUUUCGAGAUGUUCAAGGAUAUCUUGUCAAGGACGAUCGGCGGUAACGCGCGUGUAGUCUUGACAGCGAUGUUGGCAGAGUGUCGAGCGAGUGGAGAUCGAGAUACUGCAUGGGAUGCACUUUCUCUCUGGGGCGAGGAACUUGAUCGUUUUGGACUUGAACGUCGAGUUAGCGGUAUCUCGCCGUUGUUGAACGCGCAGCUGGCGAGGUGGUUUGUUGAAUCGGGGCGAAAUUGUGAUGUGGAUAGGGCAUGGAGGUUGAUCAAGAAUGCUACUAGUCAUCCGUCGAGGACUCCGGCGGUUUCGAUCGUGACGGUCGGAACUUUAGUCGAUAUUGCCAAGGCAUAUGCGGCGCACGGGGAUUACGAAAAGGCAGAGGAGGUUUAUCAUGGCAUGAAAUCCUCAUGGGCGCUACACGUGGAUCGGAAGAUUUUGAAGGAUUUGAGGUACUUACUUGACAGACAGGAACUGAAGUCCUUACUUGACGGACCUCGGGUGGCUGGACUUUACAGCGGUCUUGGGUCAGCACUGGCCCCGGCCGUGUGA